AUGUCCCAGCCCAAGACCCCAAACAUCAAAAAGGUCACGUUAGAUGACGCGGACUUGGAGAAGAGGAACGAGGCCCUAAUAAUCGAGAAUGAGAUUAUCAAGGAGGAAAUAUUGGACAUAAAGCAGAGUCAAAAAGAUCUAGCCGACCGAGUUGCAGUGCUGUAUGGAGUACAAACUAUUGGCGUACUGAGGCCUGAACAGGUCCGGGCGCUCUACGCUGCAAUCGAGGCCGCUAUCGAAGCGUUCGUCGGGCCCAUGGACAAAUUCAUCCGCGAGAACAGCGACCACAAGAAUCGCGUCGAAGGGGCUAUGUCGAGGGAAGGAUCCGCAAAGGCCUUUCGAUCAGCUAUAAGCGACAAUGCAGAGCUCCAAGCGGCUGCUGUAGAUCCUGACACGUGCGUUAUUGAUGUCUGGACCGCAUACAUCUGGCGAUUCCUGGUGCAGAACGUUUUCUCGGACGAAGCCUCAAUCGAGUUUUAUUCCGGCGAAGGCCAGAAUGCGACGUAUUAUAUCAAGAAUCUCAUUGAGAUGGACUACCUCAUGACUCAGGCCAAGCCACCCGUUUUUGGACUAUACUCCAGGCGCCUGUGGCACAGACAAGCCCUCUCCGCCAUCUUCAGAACCGCCGACUUCGAUUGGGUCCAAUCACACCGGACCGCCAAGAUCGAAGAACUAAGCCAGGACCUGCGGCGGGCCUUCCAAGUGUUCGCGAGGCCCUUCCCCGAGGACAGGGCGCUGGAGCUCAUACGCGCCAUCUUCGCCGCCGCGGUCCGGCUCAACGAGCACAUCAUGACCGAGGCGGAUGACAUCUGGACCCUCGAGCUGGAUGGCGUCACCGGCAGCGAGGACGACUUCUACGACAACUUAGAGGACUUCGACCUCAAGCCGGUCGGCACCCUCGAAGCCCUGGGGCACAGCGCGCCCCUGGACAACAUCAAGACGCGCUUUUCCAUGGACGAGAUCAAGAAGCGCCUGACGAAACUGUGCGUGAUGACGCCGGCGCUACGGUACCAGCACAUCCAGCCUACGGGGGAAGAGUACGGGGAACACGUGCAUGUGGUUAAGCCGCAGGUGUUGGUCGCCUUGGAGGAGGUACCUGGGUCGGAGGAAGUAAUAUCUGAACAUGUUCUCCCUGAUGAGCUGAUGUUCUACAAAAUGGCUGAGAGCCUUGGCCUUGUCCAAGAGCCUUUAGAAAGACAGUAA
Messenger RNA from Diaporthe citri, 1203 nucleotides. RefSeq lists its product as uncharacterized. The transcript is spliced from 3 exons. Bases 1 to 1203 code for a protein of 400 amino acids. Lineage: Eukaryota; Fungi; Ascomycota; Sordariomycetes; Diaporthales; Diaporthaceae. The record is from RefSeq and is a predicted model, not a curated record.